AUGUGUGGCUGCAUGCACAGUACCCAGGACCAAGCACUCCAAUCGGAAGGGGAGCCCAAUACAUCUGCAGCUGCAGCAUCCACUGUAGCAUCCAGGAAAAUGCCAAAAAGCAUUUCAACAUCCAAACAACUCACUUCAAUAAAAGCUCUGGAGAAGGGCUCAGAUCUGGAAAAAGCCAUUGCCACUGCUGCUCUGAUUUUCAGGAACUCUUCUGACCCGGAUGGUAAACUUGCAAAAACUACUGCCAAACAUCUUCUGCAAACCCAAUUUAGGAAUUUCACAGAGGGACAAGAAACCAAACCAAAAUACAAAGAAAUCCUUGCUGAACUUGAUGAGCAAACAGAAAAUAAACUCGACUUUGAGGACUUUAUGAUCUUACUCUUAAGCAUCACUAUCAUGUCAGACUUGCUACAAAAUAUAUGGAGUCCAAAAACUAUGAAAUAA
Molecule: messenger RNA, 444 nt
Organism: Lepus europaeus (European hare)
Lineage: Eukaryota; Metazoa; Chordata; Mammalia; Lagomorpha; Leporidae
Gene: SNTN
Product: sentan, cilia apical structure protein
Exons: 4
Coding region: 1-444 (147 amino acids)
Molecular function (GO): transition metal ion binding
Source: RefSeq, a predicted model, not a curated record